Molecule: messenger RNA, 1169 nt
Organism: Ectocarpus siliculosus
Lineage: Eukaryota; Phaeophyceae; Ectocarpales; Ectocarpaceae
Source: the annotation of a GenBank genome assembly
GUCCCCCGCCCUGGACAGCACACUGCUGACACACACAGGGCAUCCCAUUGAAAGCCAGACAAGAUAGAAAGACAACCCACGUGCGACAGCAGUUAGCCGCCUGGAAAAUAAGAUUGGAGUGUAUUAUGCUCUCGAGGAAGCAACAGUGGGUCCGGGUUAGGGCCCCAGGCAUCACCCGCAGACGACCCACUAGGCGACAACAGGAUGCCAAAGAUGAUGAUGAUGAUUCGACGGCGGCGGCGGCGGCGGCAGCACCGCCGGUGAUGGGGGUCGGUGGCAUCGGCGAGGACUACGAUGAGCGGGGCCCAAGAAGCGUGUCUUUUGACAAGGCGGAGGCUCGUGUGAUGUUCGUCCCGACGAGGAGCGAGCUCAAGGCUCGCGACGAUCUCUGUCACCAACAAAGCCACCACCAGCAGCAUGAUCACCUGCACGGUUUAGGAGGGCGAGUCGAUUGCGACGGCGGCGAUGGCGGCGGCUGCAACGAGGGCAUUUGGUGGACGAGGAAGGACUGCGCGCGGUUCCGCAGGUCUUUUCGUCGUCAGUUGUGCGCCGAGAACCUCCAAGCUGAGCUGAAGUCGUUCCUGUGCCCUACCGAGUUGGUGUUCAGAGUCGGCCGUGGAGACGAGCUGCUCGAAGACGAGAUGAUGAUGCGGAAGAAGCAAGAAGAGGAGGACGACGCACGAAGGAGGGGAGAGAAUGGGGUUGUUGUUGGUGGUGCUGCCAGCGCUGGUGGUAACGAUUGCGGUGGUGGUAGCGGCGGCAGCAGGUCUCUGAUGGUCAGUGAAUCGACCGAAAGAGCUUCGGGCGCCGAGCGCGCGCCCGGACUCAGCGCCGUAGUUGCAAGACAAAACCGCAAACAAAUGACCACUCGAUCAGUCACAAAGCGCUCGAAAGCGCCGUGGUCUGGUGCAAGCACCUCACGUUCACGAGAAACGGCCUUGGUGGCGUACAUUAGGUUGGAGGUUUUCAAUCGGCCACAGCAGCGGCGGCAGCGCCGGUGGCGGCAGAGCUGCUGGCAAGUUUUUUUGGGUAUCAUGUGUUUGUUUGUGUUUUCUGGCUGCUGUUGGCAGUUUUUUUUAUUUUUCCCAAGAGGUGACGUCACGACCGUGGGUGACGUUAUCGGUUGGCCACGGAUUUGGCGACCACAUGAAAUUUCCUUUCAAAAAUAG